UUAAUACAAUCAAUCCUAAAGCCUAAAAUCUGUGUUUCUGCAGAUAUUUCAAGACCCUACAGCCAUGAUGCAACAGCUCCUGAACACCACCAGACAGCUGACGUUAGGUGCCUACAAACACGAGACCGAGUUUUCAGAGCUGGAGUUACGAACACGAGAAAAAGUGGAAGCGGCGAAGAAGAAGACAAGCCUGGAGAUCGCAGAGCUGAAGGAGCGACUGAAAGCCUCCAGAGAAAACAUCAACUUCCUGAAGGGAGAGAUACGCAGACUGGAGGAGGAGGACCAGAUGAAGGAUCACUGAGGACUUCAUCACCAUCAGACGGCUGUCCUGUAGCGGGACGGUGAACACGAAUACGGCACCACUGUGAUUUAGUGGGACUGAUCGAUUCAGGUUUCUGGUUGUAAUUUUGACAAUUUUGACAAUGUAGUAGUGUGCAACUAUCUGUGUUCAGUUUUAUCGUCCAGAUCAAAACUGCAAAAUGUGUAGAAAUAUAUGACUUCCUUUUGUAGUUCUCAAAAGUAGACUUAUUUUGUAUGAAUA
Messenger RNA from Sinocyclocheilus rhinocerous, 541 nucleotides. RefSeq names its product YEATS domain-containing protein 4-like. The record is from RefSeq and is a predicted model, not a curated record. Lineage: Eukaryota; Metazoa; Chordata; Actinopteri; Cypriniformes; Cyprinidae. The transcript has 2 exons. Bases 65 to 301 code for a protein of 78 amino acids.